Tetranychus urticae (two-spotted spider mite) is the source of this 2998-nucleotide messenger RNA. It is a transcript of the gene Opa1, whose product is annotated as Opa1 mitochondrial dynamin like GTPase. Gene Ontology annotation, cellular component: mitochondrial intermembrane space; mitochondrial membrane; microtubule. The record is from RefSeq and is a predicted model, not a curated record. Lineage: Eukaryota; Metazoa; Arthropoda; Arachnida; Trombidiformes; Tetranychidae. Gene Ontology annotation, biological process: endocytosis; intracellular distribution of mitochondria; mitochondrial fusion. Gene Ontology annotation, molecular function: GTPase activity; microtubule binding; GTP binding.
GAAAACUUAAACAGCUGAUAAGUUUGUUAUUGAAAGCGGUAUACAAGUGUCUUUUUGUAUUUACAUUAGUAGUUAGUAUGAAAAAUGAUUAUAAUGCUGUAGAAAUAAUUAAUUUAAUAUGGUUGUUAUUUUAAGAAUUGCUCGUAAUCUUCUUCGUCUUCGGUACAUUGUUCUUGGGUCUGCAGUUGGAGGGGGAAUCCAGGCUCACAAGAAAUAUAAAGAAUUUAAAGAUGGUGUACCUGAUUUUGGAUGGAUUACUGAUGCAUUACCAGAUUCGGAAAAGGUUGAUAAAUAUCGAGAAUCUUUACAAGAACUUGCUGGAAAAUUUUCAUCCGAAGGAAGCAAUUGGCUAAGUAAAGUAUCAUCAUCAGCAUCAGAUGGACUAGACCUGCUAAAUCAUUGGAUUGAAGAAGCAAGAACUGCUCAUCAAGCAGAACUUGAAAAAUUAAAUUUUCUUGUAGGACAAAACCAGCUAUUAUCCUCCGAUGACGCAACUUCAGACCAUGCAGGCAAUAAAAGUAUCUCUGAAGUUCAUCAAUUCUCAAGUGCGUCAACAUCAACCUCUUCGGAAGCAUAUGAAAGGGCUCAACGAGAUGCGGCACGGAUAGCCAAAUUACAGGACGAGCUUAUUUCUCUUCAAGUUAAAUUACAAAGGGAAAUAGAGAGACUGCAAAAAGAGAAUAAAGACCUGAAAAGACAACUUCUUCUUAAGAAAACUGACUCCAAGAUUAAGAAAAUUCAAAAAUCUCUCAUUGAUAUGUAUUCUGAUAUUCUAGACGAAUUAUCCGACUAUGAUGUUAAUUACAACACACAAGAUCAUCUUCCACGAGUGGUUGUUAUUGGUGAUCAAAGUGCCGGUAAAACUAGUGUUUUGGAAAUGCUUGCUGGAGCAAGAAUUUUUCCUCGUGGAGCCGGUGAAAUGAUGACUCGUUCUCCUGUUAAGGUCACAUUAAGUGAAGGUCCUUACCAUAUUGCUAGAUUUAAAGAUAAUCCUAGAGAAUAUGAUUUAACAAAAGAACCAGAUUUAGUAGAACUUAGAAAAGAAAUUGAGAUACGAAUGAAGUCUUUUACACGGGGAGAUAUUUCAGUUUCUCCUGAAGUAAUUUCCCUAACAGUUCAAGGACCCGGAAUUUUAAGAAUGAUUUUAGUUGAUUUACCUGGUAUAAUAAGCACUGUUACGUCUGAUAUGGCCUUAAACACACGAGAAGCUAUAAGGGAUAUAGCCAAACUUCAUAUGAGCAAUCCGAACGCAAUCAUUCUUUGUAUUCAAGAUGGGUCCGUAGAUCCAGAACGAAGUAUAGUAACAGAUUUAGUUAGUCAAAUGGAUCCUACUGGAAAACGGACUAUUUUUGUUUUGACCAAGGUUGAUCUUGCCGAACGUAAUAUGGCAAAUCCUAGUAGAAUUCGUAAAAUUUUAGAUGGUAAAUUGUUUCCGAUGAAAGCUCUUGGAUAUUAUGCUGUAGUUACAGGAAAAGGAGAUCAGGAUGAAAAGAUUGAAUCAAUCAAAAGAUACGAGGAACAAUUUUUCCAAGAUUCUCAACUUUGCAAAAAAGGAAUUUUAAAUCCAACACAAUGUACCACCCAUAAUUUGAGUCUUGCUGUAUCCGAAUGUUUCUGGAGGAUGGUGAAAGCUUCGGUUGAACAACAAGCUGAUGCAUUCAAAGCUACCAGAUUUAAUUUAGAGACAGAAUGGAAAAACAGUUUCCCAAGGAUGCGCGAAUGUGAUAGAGAUGAAUUGUUUGAAAAAGCUAAAACGCAGCUAUUUGAUGAAAUCAUAAAUUUAAGUCAACUGAGUCCUAAUCAUUGGGAAACUGUUCUUACAAAGAUGCUUUGGGAUAGUUGUAGUUCAUAUUUGAUGGAAAAUAUUUACCUGCCUGCUUCGCAAGAGACUAGCAGAAGUCUCUUCAAAACUAAAGUCGACAUUAAGCUAAAAGAUUGGGUGGAAAAUAUAUUGCCUGUAAAAUCAGUAGAAGUUGGUAAAGCCGCUCUAGUCCAAGAGUUUAAUAAAUUAAUCGAGAAAAGUAAAUCAGAUCCAAAUCAUGAUGACGUUUUGGAUGACUUAAAAGCAGCAGUUGUUGAAGAAAGCUGGAAAAGACAUCAAUGGGAAGCUAAAGCAUCAGAAGUUCUUAAAGUCAUACAAUCCAAUGCGCUUGAAGAUUAUCUUAUUCCGGAUAAAAAUCAAUGGACCAUUGCCAUAAACCUUUUUGAAAAUAGUUUAAAAGAUUACUCUAAGAAAUCUGAGAUUGCACUACAAAAUAUGUGUGGUCCCGGAUUUACUGAAAGAUGGUUAUACUGGAAAUACAAAUCUAAUGAAAACCAUACCGUAACUGCUGUAAAAAAUGAGCUUGAAAAAUAUUUCCAGAGUCCACGUUUCAAGUCACAUUCGGAACUCGAUGAGAUCGAGUUAACUACAGUUCAACAAAACCUUCAAGUUCAAAAUGUGGAGGCUUCUUUCGAAUUGAUCAAAGAUGUUUGGUUUCAUUUGUACCGAAUCAAUUUUAUCAAAAAGGUUUUAGAGAGAUGUGAAGAGUGUAAAAAGUGCUUCUACCUUUACAAACAAGGAAUUGAAGUUGAUGAUAUCAAAUAUGAUGACAUAAUUGUAUUCUGGCGUAUCCAUAAAACCUUUGCAGCCACAACAAACGCACUUCGCCAGCAAAUAAUGAAUAGAGAAGGACGCCGAUUAGAAAAAGAGUUGAAAGACGUUCUUGAUGAUUUCAGUCAAGAUAGAGAAAUUAAAAUUAGCCUAUUAAAAGGACGUAGAGUUCAAUUAGCUGAAGAACUGAAGCGGGUAAAAUUAAUUCAAGAAAAAUUAGAAGAGUUUAUCGCUGCAUUGGAAAAAGAAAAAUAAGAUAUUUGUUAGCAUCUAAGUUCAAGUGAAAUAGUGAUCAACAUAAUUUGAGAAUGAAUUUUUCAAUGUUUGGAAUUGAAAUUAUCAUUUUUGAAACAUAAUAAACUGUAAAUUUUACUGAUAUUAAAUUAUCAAUAUUGAUAGUAAUGA